AAAGAUUUUCCUGUCAACAUUCCUCCGGUAACAGUAAAAUCCUGUAAAAUCAAUUGAAAAUUCGCAGUAAAAUCCCCAUUUUUGGAAGUGCCAAUCAACUGAGAGGAGAAGAGAAAAACCAACGACAUGGUCAGUGGCAUAAACAUCGGGGAUGCACGCGCCGCAAAAACCGUGCUGACGAUACCCACGGAUGAGAUCAAUCAGAAGCCUGUGCCCUCGUGGGUGGAAUGGGUCGAAAGGAACUCGAAGCCCCUGGUGCGGAAACGGCACAGGGAGGAGCGGAUUCUGACCAAGUGGCAAAAGAAGGGGCCCAUGAAGAAGAAGGACUGGAAGAAGUUCUACCACUGGGCGACGACGAAGGCCGCACCCCAGGAGCGCACAUUCAAGGAGGCGGAGAAUCUUUACCAGGCCGGCGGCGGCAAGGCCGGAGGGAGUAUGGAUUGGAUGGAUUUGGACGAGAAGCUCGUGGAACUGGCAAAGCCUCGAAUUGUUAACAAGAAGCACCAGUUCCACGACGACGACUCGCCCUAUAACCCGGUCAUUACAGUGGGGCAGCCGCCCCAUCGUGACAGGGGACGUCCCUUCCAGCCUCCCUCCGUGCCCUGCUGCUUCCAGCACAACGAAGUCGAGGCCGAGUUCUGGUCCCAGCUCCGUUUCCCCGUUCGCAAGGAAGCUCUCAAGGGCCAAGCCUCUCCGCGCAUCAUCGAUCUGGCCAGGCCCCGCACCCUGCCACCAACUCCGCAUUGCCCGAUUCCGCCGAAAACCCCGCGCCCGCUGGAUGUGCCGCCACCAAAGCGGAAAAAGUUCACGCCCCAAGGCUGGCGCCUCCACCAGAUACGCCUGACCUAUCUGUCCCAACCCAUGAACAGGGGGCACUACGAAUACUUCUAUCUGUGAGCAGAGGCGUUCCCCCUUUCCUUAGUUUGCAUUGGAUUAAAUUUGUAUUUUUAAUUGUUUUAA
This is a messenger RNA of Drosophila pseudoobscura, 960 nucleotides long. RefSeq lists its product as uncharacterized. Lineage: Eukaryota; Metazoa; Arthropoda; Insecta; Diptera; Drosophilidae. The coding region runs from base 127 to 897 and encodes 256 amino acids. The record is from RefSeq and is a predicted model, not a curated record. The transcript has a single exon.